AUGGGUGAAAGCAAAUCAGACGAUGCGAUGAGAGAAAAUCAGAGAGACACUGGGACUGGACAACAACUGACGCAACAACAAGACGCUCCCACAGAUUCUGCGACUAGCGACUUUAUCCCCACCGAUCUAACAGAAUCGAUUCCAGACAAUUCAAGUGAAGCUCCUCCGACUGCAUCGCCCACAAUUGUUCCUCUCCGAGUGGCUUGUGCAGGGGAUAGCUUGACGCUGGGAAGAAGCGGAAAUAGUGGAGCCUCUUACCCUACCCUACUUCAGAGAUUGCUGGGCACCGGCUUUGGAGUCCGUAACUAUGGAAGAAAUGCUGUCAAUGUCAUUGAAGGUUUUGGUGUACCGUACAUAGGUACCCAUAACUUUGGAUUCUCCAUGGAUUUGGAUCCCGAUAUCUAUUUGCUCAUGUUGGGAACAAACGAUGUGAGGUUUUGGAAGGCUGCUAGUCACAGAUUUUUCGCGGGUAUGAAAGCGAUAAUAAAACAAGUCAGAGCAGCUUCACCCGGCGUCCGAAUCAUAUUGGCGAUACCACCAUGGGUCCAGCCAAACGAUUUUGGAAUCUCUAACGACAUUUUGCUCAACGAUAUUCAACCAAGAAUACGAGAGGUGGCAUGGGCCCAACAGGUAGAAUUGGUGGACAUGUACAAACCGACUUUCAAUCAACAUGACAUGUACAGUUUCGACAACUUGCACCUCAAUGAAAAAGGUUAUGCAGCGCUUGCUCAAGUUUGGCAGAUGCAGAUCUUGUGCAACAAUAAUGGUGUAUGUGAUAUUGGGGAGAGUUGUGAAACUUGUCGUCAAGACUGUCUUGAGCAAUGUACACUGUUUUAG
This is a messenger RNA of Cylindrotheca closterium, 837 nucleotides long. NCBI's taxonomy places the organism in Eukaryota, Bacillariophyta, Bacillariophyceae, Bacillariales, Bacillariaceae. The record is from the annotation of a GenBank genome assembly.